This is a messenger RNA of Fulvia fulva, 426 nucleotides long. RefSeq lists its product as uncharacterized. Lineage: Eukaryota; Fungi; Ascomycota; Dothideomycetes; Mycosphaerellales; Mycosphaerellaceae. The coding region runs from base 1 to 426 and encodes 141 amino acids. The transcript has a single exon. The record is from RefSeq and is a predicted model, not a curated record.
AUGACCAGCAAGUACAAGCAAAAGUGCAUCCGUGAAGGCCUGCGACUUCGCAAGACGGCCGACAAGGCAACAUAUCCACCAGCCUUCCCUUUCCCACUGAGGCGGCUAGUAACAGAACUCCGGCUUCAGAUUUUCGAAUACAUCAUCGCAAAUGGCUGGAACAUUAGUCGAUUGGAUGAGGUCCCGACACUCAGAGAACAAGCCGUACUCAGAACCUGUCCUCAGAUCCGUAGUGAAGCCAUGGAGGCAUGGAGGGAUUCUCUGAAGGCACGAAAGGAGGAGCUACCUGGUGGCUGCCUUAUAACGGGUGGUCCAUACACGUGGGAGGAGGUCAAGGCUGGCGUACCUGGGAAACACCUCUUCGUGUUCCCGCAAACCAUGCAGAACGUGGUUGGUGCGCGAACUUCGGCGUCUGAAGUACUGUGA